AUGUCUACCAACAACAACAUCAUCAAGACCACCAAGUCUGCUAAAGUCUCUAUCAAGGCUGAAUCCGACAAGAUGGACAAGCCUUUCAUCUUUACUGGCAAGGGCGAAGUUACGUUCUCCGCCAAUGGCAACCUCACCUUUGCCGGCACCGGCAAAUUCACCAAGACCAAAGAAUCAACUGUGGGUCCUGCCAACAACGACACAGCUGUCUUGACCCUUUCCGAAAGCUCCACCCACCUUGGCCUACCUCCUGUCCCGAUCUUGAAAAUGACCGAGGACCAGACCGACAUGGUUCCUCCUGAGUCCCAGUCUCUUAAGACCAUCAGUAGCGGCAAACAGCUCAUGCACAAUGGCAAGAACUCGUCAGCCUCCGCCUCCAUGGCACCCGCCAACUCCGAGAUGUCAUCUCAGCCUAGCGGUCCUGGUAUUCCCUCCACCAGUGGCGCUUCCAACAAGACAGGCAGCCACCUCGCUGACUCACUUGGCCCCGAAGACUACACUCCUGAAAACCUUGCUGCCCUGCGUGAAGAGAAUCGUCAACGCUUUGCUCGAAUUGACCAGAGACUUUCUGAACUGGGCGAAAACGGCAAGGUCGCCAGGCGCGCAAAGACCAUCGAAGAAAUGGAGCUUGGCUGCCAGAUGGCUGACGAGAUGAACCGUGUUCUUGACACCAUUGAGGCUGGCUUCUGCGACGAGACUAGAGCCUCUCUCGCAAAGUACAGAAAGCACGAGAGACUUGCCCUCAUUCGCUACGAUCUCAUCAUCGUGAUUGCCUGCGAAGUUGAAGGUCCCGAGGCAGCAAGAAAGUGCAUGAAUGAGAUCCUUAAGUACAACGCUCCUCUCACCUACGAGGAAGCCAUGACUAUCCAGUGCUGCAUGAAGUGGAAGCAGGGAUUGUUCAGCACUUCCACCUUGACUACCCUGUGGCCAAGUCGAGCUUCUUUGACAAUCCAGUCAAGUUCAUCCCACGAUGCAUCACCAAGAUACUUUCGUAGUCCGCAGAAGUACUCUAAGCCGUUAGUAUCGGGCUCUUGUUCGAGGAGCUUAACAGUAGACGGGUUCUGGACUUCUGAAGCGGUAAAGUUCGGUUUCGAGAGGAGUGUUAGCAUGAAGAAGACUAGGCGGAGGUCGUUCCAUGUUGUGAAGCUGGGUGUUGUCGCGAAAACCUUGAGAGACCGUCGCAAGAAGAGACUUGAUGAUGCUGGUUGCGAAGCUGAAGAGUGGCGUGGUAAGGAUGAUGUGUGA
Molecule: messenger RNA, 1245 nt
Organism: Aureobasidium melanogenum CBS 110374
Lineage: Eukaryota; Fungi; Ascomycota; Dothideomycetes; Dothideales; Saccotheciaceae
Exons: 5
Coding region: 1-1245 (414 amino acids)
Source: RefSeq, a predicted model, not a curated record